AAGCUCCUCUUCUCAUUUCUGAUUUCUCUCACUACAAACAAUUAUUCCCCCUUUUUUUGUUCUUCUUCUCACAAGAAGACGCCGUCGCCAGUUCAUUUCAUUCACCCUGCAAACCCUGUUUCGUUUCCCCUCAAUCAAGCCCUCUCUUUUUUCCUUUUCAUUCUUUGAUCCGAUUCCUCGAUCUUCGUAUUAAGUUGAACUCCAGGUGCGUUGAUUUUUGUUUCUAUCCUUCCUUUUCUUUCUGUUUUCCACUUCUCCUUUUCCUUCCUCCUUCUAUGGCCGACUUGGUGAAGCAGAUCUUGGCUAAGCCAAUCCAAUUGGCCGACCACGUCAUCAAAUCCGCAGAUGAAGCGAGCUCCUUCAAGCAGGAGUGCGGCGAGCUGAAGUCCAAGACGGAGAAGCUCGCCGCCUUGCUCCGUCAAGCGGCCAGGGCGAGCUCCGAACUCUACGAGCGACCGACUCGCCGCAUAAUCGACGACACAGAGCAAGUCCUCGAGAAGGCCCUGGCGUUAGUACUCAAAUGUCGCGCCAACGGAAUCAUGAAGCGGGUCUUCACCAUUAUCCCCGCCGCCGCCUUCCGCAAGAUGUCCGCUCAGCUCGAGAACUCCAUCGGCGACGUGUCCUGGCUCCUCCGGGUUUCUGCCUCCGCGGACGACCGCGACGACGAGUACCUUGGACUCCCACCGAUCGCCGCCAACGAGCCCAUCCUCUGCCUCAUUUGGGAGCAGAUUGCGAUUCUCUACACUGGGUCUCCCGACGAUAGAUCUGACGCCGCCGCUUCCCUCGUCUCCCUGGCCAGGGACAAUGAUCGGUAUGGUAAGUUGAUCAUCGAGGAAGGAGGAGUUCAGCCGCUGCUGAAAUUGGUAAAAGACGGGAAAUUGGAAGGCCAGGAGAAUGCCGCAAGAGCCAUUGGGCUUCUGGGUCGGGACCCUGAGAGCGUCGAACACAUGAUUCACGCCGGGGUUUGCUCGGUCUUUGCGAAAAUCCUCAAAGAAGCUCCCAUGAAGGUCCAGGCAGUGGUGGCAUGGGCUGUUUCUGAGCUUGCUGCUCAUUAUCCCAAAUGCCAGGAUCUCUUCGCUCAGCACAAUAUAAUCCGUCUGUUGGUAGGUCAUCUCGCAUUUGAGACAGUUCAAGAGCACAGUAAGUAUGCUAUUGUUAGCCAGAAAGCUACUUCGAUCCACGCCUUGGUGUUGGCGAGCAAUGCCAACUCUAACGCUGUUGCUAGUAGCAACAGUAAUGGUAGUGUGAACUCAGCAGGACCGAAUGUUGAAGAAGAUAAAAGCAGGAUUAAUCACCCUCUAGGGAACAGAACGCGGAGCCAGUUCCAUAGCGUGAUUGCAAACACAAUGGCCAUGAAUGCAGUCGCCAAGCUUCCUAACGGGAAUGCCCCAGUGGCAAACGGGAAUGGAAACAGUACUACCCUUCCUGUGGCUGCGGCUGCGAAGCCGGCUACUCACCAUCAACACAGCAACUCACUCUCUGCUGUCCAUCUUAAAGGGAGGGAAGGUGAAGACGUAGCUACAAAGGCCCACAUGAAAGCAAUGGCAGCAAGAGCACUUUGGCAGCUUGCUAAGGGGAAUUCGCCCAUCUGCCGAAGCAUUACCGAGUCUAGGGCUCUUUUGUGUUUUGCUGUACUGUUAGAGAAAGGAACUGGGGAGGUUCAAUAUAAUUCAGCCAUGGCAGUGAUGGAGCUCACAGCAGUGGCUGAAGAGGAUUCGGAUUUGAGAAGAUCAGCAUUCAAGCCCAAUACUCCUGCUUGCAAAGCGGUGGUGGAUCAAAUACUGAGGAUCAUUGAGCAAGCGGAUACCGAGCUACUAAUUCCUUGUGUCAAAGCAAUUGGCAAUUUAGCAAGAACGUUUAGAGCUACGGAGACCAGGAUGAUCACCCCAUUAGUUAAGCUUCUAGAUGAGAGGGAAGCUUCUAGAUCCAACAUAUAGUGAAAAUUCACACUUAUAUAACAUCAAUAUUCAAAUGUUCAACUUAGGUAGCCAAAAAUUGAGUUAGGCGAACAGAAAAAUCGGAAAAUAGGCGCAUUUCGCAAACCAAAGGAAAAAUGACACAAUUUGACGUCCAACCCGAUACCUUGUAACUGUUGACCCGAUGGGUACGUGUGGUCCGUUUUUCUCACAGGGCCAGGGUCAAAGUGGGUUGACCUGCGGGUUGACAGCCUUGGAGUUGAAAAGGAUCCUUCUGAGUAAAAGACACAGGAAGUAGAAAAGAGAAGCUGAAAUCUGGAACCUAUGCUUGUCAUUUUGCUAACAGACAGGAACGAUCACUACCAAAGCAGACGUCCUUUUCUGGGGUGUAUCAAGGGUAGGGAGGGAUCGAACACGGUCCACACCACAGGGCGAAUCAAGGGAAGGGAGGCAACGACAAAAGUCUAAAUGUAUGCUCUAGAAAGGGUUUCUUUGCACUCAAGCCAUUGAAACACCUAAGUAUUUGUUAACCUCCUUCACUACUAUGAUUGAGAUGUGGAUAGUAAGAAUAGUCCGAGUAAGUGUUCUUGAAUGUAGUUCAUGGUUAGUAAUGGUUUGGGAGAAGGGAAGAGCGGUUUUUGGCCGUUGCUAGUGGCCGUUGAUUGUAGGAAAGGUUCUAGUGAAACCAUGGAACCUUUGGUUUUAGGUUGAAGAUCUAGGACCUCAUGCUAUGUUUGCCACCACCCAAAAGGCAUUUUCCCCAUGUCCAAGACAAAUUGCCAGUCAUUUGAACUCGUGUCUAAGACCUCUGGACAAGCUAGUGAUGACAACCGUUUUGUGAACUCUAGCAUGUAGAGGUUGCCGCCGUGGUGAAGAGAGGAUAGGGCUGAGGGUUGAUGGUUGUGCACAUCUUUUUCACCAAAUGGUCCUGACCCCACUAGUCGAGAGUGAGUGAUUCACUUGGGUGUGUAUAUGACCUAGCUACAAUGAUGUGAAUGUUUGUUUGGAUUGAAUGAUUAGUGUGUGGGUAUGUUAAAAUACAAAGUUAUGAGGUAUUAUCAUGAAGAUUAAUUGUGUUUGUGCAUUUCAAUGCCUUAUGCUAUUUUAGCCUAGGUACAGGAGAAUCUCCUUUAAUAGAGGCUUGUAAAAUCUGGAUUUCCUUGAGCAAUAUUUGUCUCCAACUUAGGUGAAUUAGGGCAAACCUAUUAAUUCGUAUUAGCACCCAGGGUUGGUUGUAAUUUGGCUGUCCGAACUCCAAUUCGAGAGUGUAGUUGAUAACAUCGUAUUUGCACAUGUUUGCACCCUCGUUUCAUGAUCAUUUUGGCUAGAGUUUUUGAUUUCUUGAACUAUUUCACGCUAGGUUGUGUUCCUUUGUCACAUUUCAGGUCCUAGCAUGUAAAUUGAAGCAAAGGCGCAAGUUUCAAGUCAAUCGGAAUUCAUUUGGCAUUUCGGGAGAAGAAACACGAGCAUGACCUGAGGAAGAAUGGAUUUCUACCUCAUAUUAUGAACAAAUAAUCAUGUAAUCUUGUCAUGAAAAGAAAGUGGACGAGAUUACGAGCGUCUGGGAUCAAACGCCGAUUGAUUUGGAUUCUGGAAGAGGGAGAAACAAAGUAUUAAACAGGAGCGGAGGAAGAAAUACGGGCAUCCCCUGCCCAAUUACGGGCGUAAUUGCUUCUGUCAUGCCCGUAAAUGCAAUGCCGAGCCAAAUCCCUGAGAAUUCCUUCGAAGAUCAAAUUACGGGCAAGAGAAAAAUUAACUAUGGUCGGAAUUCCACAAAUACUGGCAGUAAUUGGGUAAUUAAGACCGUAAUUCCUC
Messenger RNA from Linum trigynum, 3731 nucleotides. Lineage: Eukaryota; Viridiplantae; Streptophyta; Magnoliopsida; Malpighiales; Linaceae. The record is from the annotation of a GenBank genome assembly.